Rotaria sp. Silwood2 is the source of this 4062-nucleotide messenger RNA. NCBI's taxonomy places the organism in Eukaryota, Metazoa, Rotifera, Eurotatoria, Philodinida, Philodinidae. The record is from the annotation of a GenBank genome assembly.
AUGAAAAUCUUCGGCUUUCUCUACCUUUUGUUAUUAUUUGCAACCGUCAACUGUUGCACAACGCGUACCGCUAAAGCAAAGAUUAAGAAUAGAUCUGGUCACAAAAUUCUGUCUGCAACACUUAAGCACCGAUACAGUGAUGCUUUCGAUGAGUCCAAGGAGUUUGGAGUUAUUGAAGAUGGUCAAGACAGUACAGAUUAUUUAUCGGUUCGAUAUCAUACUGGUGUUGGAUGUAACGGUUAUGAUUGGUGGCUUAUAACCUGGAUUACAGAUGAUGGCACUGCAUACAGUAGUGAUCCCGACAAUGGUCAAUGUUGGCUUUCGAUUCUAGCAAACGCGGCAUCAGACCUUCUGGGUGCAUUUUCUUCAAUAGCUGGAGCACUAACAAAAGACCUUGUCUCUGCUGCUUUACAACUAUUAUCAACAAUUACGGAGUAUACUGUGAAUGGAAGCGACUUUUGUGGAUUUAAAUCCUACACACUGACAGGCGAUGAUGACGACUCAGAAGUGAAUAUUAUCUUACGGCCUUCUGCAAGUAACGGAGUUAAAUGGGAGUCACCCUCUGGAUCGGCAACAACGGAUUAUAAAAUAUUAGACAUCUAUCCAGGUUUCGCCGUGAAACCAAACGUGGAUCUAAGUGGAAAUGAUAUUGGUGACUUAGUAAACAGUCCUACAUCGUCUAGUGCUUCAGCCUGUUGUAACCUGUGCUUUAUGAAUAGUAAAUGCCAGUCAUACACAUGGCAGUCAAUCAAUCAUAAGUGCUAUUUAAAAACAUACAAUAGUGGUAGUGGAAUAGCAAGUAGCACUGCCCAAUCUGGAAUUCUUCCUUUAGCUGGUGCUGCGUAUUUUGCUGUGCAAAAUGAUUGGAAUUUCGCUGGAAACGAUCUGAAUAGCUCAGUUGCCUCCAGCUAUGCAGAUUGUGCUAUGAGAUGUGCUAAGAAUUCUGCUUGCAACGUUUUCACAAUGUUCAAAAGCAAUGGUCUUUGUUUGCUAAAAUCCAGCACUGGUCGUGGUGGAGCGUAUAAGUCCGAUAUAAUAUCUGGAUAUGAAGGAGACUAUACUGGAAAAUUUAUUAGACAGUCAGGAGCUGAUUUACGUGGAAAUGAUCUUGGUGAUACAUUAAGUCCACCUGUGUCUCGUCUUAUCAGAACCAACGGUCAUAAUGAGCACGGCAAGUAUCAUAACUUUGAAUACUGUCCUCCAGGCUCAUGGGCUUAUGGUUUUCAACAACGUGUAGAAAAGGAUCAAGGAAAUAAUGAUGAUGAUACAGCUUUAAACGCGAUUCGUUUAUACUGUAGAUCGAAAGAUGGCAAGUACACUGGCAGCAUAAGUUCAUAUGACGGCGACUGGGGUGAUUGGAGUAACAAUGUCUAUUGUAGUGGAGACAAUGAAUUUAUGGUGUCUGCUCACCUGAAAACUGAGGACUACAGCUUUGCUGAUUGUACAGGAGUAAAUAGCUUUAAAUCUCGAUGUCGCGACGUUACGACAAACACCAUUUCCGCUAAUUACCUUGAAGCUGACAAUGGGGCACAGUGGGGUGAUUGGAAGGGUGAAGUCAUUUGUCCACAAGGAACAGCCAUUUGUGCUAUCAGUUCUAAAUAUUAUAGGGCCAGCGGCAUCGAUGCUGAUGACCAAGGAAUGACCGACGCAGAAUUCAUAUGUUGCGCAUUGGAUUUAGAAAGGACCGAUCAAACUUCAGAGCUCCAACCGGCUGUCGGUCCAUUUGGCGAUUUUCGUACCUAUGCAUACUGUCCUGAAGGUACAUGGGCUUAUGGUUUUCAACAACGUGUUGAACCCGACCAAGGAGUGGACCAUGAUGAUACAUCAUUAAAUGCAAUUCGUUUAUAUUGCAGAAAAACAGAUGGUACAGGCAUCAAGAGCAUAAGUUCAUAUGAUGGAGAAUGGGGCGAUUGGAGCAAUAGUGUGUACUGUUCUGAUCCUAGUACUCCAUUCAUGUUUUCUGCGGCCUUUAAAAUUGAAGAUGAUCAAGGAACUGCUGAUGAUGAUACAACAGCAAAUGGUUUCAAGACACGAUGCUGGAAUGGGAAGGCAGGCAGCUAUAGCAACGUGUAUGUUGAAGGGAGAAGUAGCGGACCGUGGGGCAAAUGGAAGGAUGAAGCUGCGUGCCCCGAAGGGUCAGCGAUUUGUGGUAUCAGUUCCAAAUAUGAAAAAUCUCAAGACUCAGGCGAUGAUACAGCGAUGAACGGCGCAUUCUUCAAAUGCUGUUCAUUACCUUCAGAAAGAGCUGAUCAAACUUUCGAACUCCGACCGACUAUCGGUCCAUUUGGUGAUUUUCGUACAUAUGAAUACUGCCCUGAAGGUACAUGGGUUUAUGGUUUUCAACAACGUGUUGAAUCCGACCAAGGAGCUGGAUCUGAUGAUACAGCAUUAAAUGCGAUUCGUUUAUAUUGUAGGAAAAAAGAUGGUACAGGGAUUGAAAGCAUAAGUUCAUAUGAUGGAGCAUGGGGCAAUUGGAGUGAUAGUGUCUCCUGUACCGAUCCGAGUGCUCCAUUCAUGUUUUCUGCGACCUUUAAAAUUGAAGAUGAUCAAGGAACUGCUGAUGAUGAUACAUCAGCAAAUGGUUUCAAGUCACGAUGCUGGAAUGGUAAGCCCGGCAGCUACAGCAACGUGUAUGUCGAAGGGAAAAAUAGUGGACCGUGGGGGGAUUGGAAGAGUGAAGCCGCGUGUCCAGAAGGAUCAGCUAUUUGUGGUAUCACUUCCAAAUAUGAAGAAUAUCAAGACUCAGAUGAUGAUACAGCCAUGAACGGCGCAUUCUUCAAGUGUUGUUCAUUAAAUUCAGCAAGGAGUGAUGAAACUUCCGAACUCCGACCAACGGUUGGUCCGUUUGGCACUUUCCAUGCAUAUUUAUACUGUUCUGAAAGUACAUGGGCUUAUGGUUUUCAACAACGGGUUCAACCACCACAAGGCUCUGAUGAUGAUACAGCCUUAAAUGCGAUCCGGUUGUAUUGUAGAAAGAAAGAUGGUACAGGUAUUGAGAGUAUAAGUUCACAUGAUGGAGAAUGGGGCGAUUGGGGUGAAGGUGUCUACUGUUCCGAUCCAACUGCUCUGUUCAUGUUUUCUGCGACCUUUAAAAUUGAAGAUGAUCAAGGAAUAUCUGUUGAUGAUACGUCAGCGAAUGGUUUCAAAUCUCGAUGCUGGAAUGGCAAGCCGGGCAACUCGAGCAACGUUUACCUUGAAGGGAAAAGUACUGGACCAUCGGGCGAUUGGAAGACUGAAACUGCUUGUCCAGAAGGAUCAGCUAUUUGUGGUAUCAGUUCAAAAUUUGAACAAUCGCAACAGUCAGGUGACGAUACAGCAAUGAACGGUGCAUUCUUCAAGUGUUGUUCAUUAAAUUCAGGAAGGAGCGAUGAAACUUCUGAACUCCGACCAACGGUCGGUUCAUUUGGCGAUUUUCAUCAAUAUAUAUACUGUCCUGAAGGUACAUGGGCUUAUAGUUUUGCACAACGUGUCGAACCGGAUCAAGGAGUUGGGCAUGAUGAUACAGCACUAAAUGCGAUUCGCCUAUAUUGUAGAAAAAAAGAUGGUUCUGGCAUUGAGAGUGUAAGUUCAUAUGAUGGAGCAUGGGGCAAUUGGACUGAUGGUGUCUCCUGUACGGACCCAAGUGCUCCAUUCCUGUUUUCUGCGACCUUUAAUGUUCAAGAUUAUCAAGGAAUACUUGGUGAUGAUACAUCAGCAAAUGGUUUCAAAUCUCGAUGCUGGAAUGGCAAGCCGGGCAACUCCAGCAGCGUUUAUCUUGAAGGGAAAGGUACUGGAUCGUUGGGCGAUUGGAAGAGUGAAGCUGUUUGUCUAGAAGGAUCAGCUAUUUGUGGUAUCAGUUCCAAAUUUGAAGAACCUGAAGAGUUAGGUGAUAAUACAGCCAUGAACGGCGCAUUCUUCAAGUGUUGUUCAUUGAAUUCAGCAAGGAGCGAUGAAAGUGCUGAACUCCGACCGACUGUCGGUUCAUUCGGCCUUUUUUAUAGAUAUGUGUACUGUUCUGAAGGGGCAUGGGCUUGUGGGUUUCAACAAGCGGUUGAAUCCGACCAAGGANAAAAUUUAAUGUAG